GCAUCCCCUGGGCCCGAGGGGGCGGGUUCUCCGCGGAAGGACUGGAAGGUGGCGGUGGCGAAGUCUCUGGGCGUUGGGGUUGCUAACAGGCAGGUGACUAUGAAAGGUUUAUAUUUUCAACGGAGUUCCACAAAUGAAGAAAUAAUGUUUGUAUUUCAAGAAAGGGAAAAUCUUCCUGUGACAGAGGAUAACUUUGUGAAACUUCAAGUUAAAGCUUGUGCUCUGAGCCAGAUAAAUACAAAGCUUUUGACAGAAAUGAAGAUGGAAAAGGAUUUCUUUCCUGUUGGGAGAGAAGUUGCUGGAAUAGUAUUAGAUGUUGGAAGCAAGGUAUCAUUCUUUCAACCAGAUGAUGAAGUAGUUGGGAUCUUGCCCCUGGAUUCUGAAGACCCGGGACUUUGUGAAGUUAUUAGAGUACAUGAGCAUUAUUUGGUUCAUAAACCAGAAAAGGUCACGUGGACAGAAGCGGCUGCAACGAUUCGGGAUGGAGUCCGAGCCUAUACAGCUCUGCAUUACCUUUCUCAUCUCUCUUCCGGGAAAUCGGUGCUGAUAAUGGACGGAGCAAGUGCAUUCGGCACAAUAGCCAUUCAAUUAGCACACCACAGAGGAGCCAGAGUAAUCUCUACAGCCUGCAGCCUGGAAGACAAGCAGCACCUUGAAAGACUUAGACCUCCUGUAGCUCGAGUGAUUGAUAUCUCUACUGGGAAAGUCCACAUUGCUGAAAGCUGUUUGGAAGAAACAGGUGGCCUGGGAGUAGAUAUUGUGCUAGAUGCUGGAGUGAGAUUAUAUAAUAAAGAUGAUGAACCACCUGUAAAAUUACAGCUACUGCCACAUAAGCACGAUAUCAUCACACUUCUGGGUGUCGGAGGCCACUGGGUAACAACAGAAGAAAACCUUCAGUUGGACCCUCCAGAUAGCCAUCGCCUUUUCCUCAAGGGAGCAACGAUAGCUUUCCUAAAUGAUGAAGUUUGGAAUUUGUCAAAUGUACAGCAGGGAAAGUAUCUUUGCAUCUUAAAAGACGUGAUGGAGAAGUUAUCAGCUGGUGUUUUUAGACCUCAGUUGGAUGAACCCGUCCCACUGUAUGAAGCAAAAGUUUACAUGGAAGUUGUUCAGAAAAGUCAAGGAAGAAAAAAGCAAGUUGUUCUAUUUUAAUUUUCUUAUUUCUUAGACCUCAUUUGGAAGACCAGUAUUGAAAGCUGGAAAAUUGAGAAAAAAAGAUCAAGGAAGAAAAAAAAGCAAGUUGUCCCAUUAUUAUGUUUUCUUGUUAAGACAAGAUUCUCAGUUAUUUAAUGUAUUUGGAAAGUUUUUGCAUUGUUAUGCAAGUGAUAGGGAUAAUUCCACAACAUCUGAAGGAAAUAUUCAGAAAGCCUUUUUAGUUUUUGUUUCUGUACAUUGUACCUCUGUUAUAAAUUCUUUCAUGAAGAAAACUGCUGCUUUCAGCAAAACCCACGCUAUUCUAUUGAUAAAUCUAUUACAGGCCUUUGCUGUAAAUGUACUGUCAAAGCAAUGUUACUAAUCUUUUAUGAACCCAUUCUUAACAUCUUCCUUAACAAGACUCUGCAGUCAUAAUUUAAGCAUUUGAAUAUAUUUUCAGGUCUCAAAGGAUCGAGCCAAUAGGCACUUAACUUUUGUUUUCAAAUAUUCAUGCACUCUUAAGUUUCCCCAGGAUCAAACAAGCGGAUCCCAGUAACUGCCUGUGACAGCUGCGAGUGUUUCCCCGGGUGUAGGCUGGCCAAGCCUUGGGAAAGGGGACGGCAGGGUUGUUGGGUGGCUGCGUUCGGCGUUCGGCGUUCGGAGUAUGCUGAUUCCAGAGUACUCUCUGGGGGACUAGGCUGGGGCAGCCCGCCCCCCACCCCAACUCUCCAGUCGCCUCUGCUUUCUGAAAGUUACCAGAUCGACAGCCCAUCACCUAAGUGUGACGUUUGCUUUCCAUGCAGGCGCCAUACCAGGGUCUGAACACAUCCCUGUGGUGGACUUAAGCAGGGUUCACCUAUUUCGGUGCCCAACAAGACAGUGUCCACUGGCGCUGGACUGCGUGCUUCCCAUCAUCUCUGCACUCGGAGACGAGAGACCCGUCUGCCUGCAACCCAGCAAGGGGGCUGGGGGGCGAGCCUUGCGGGUUGGCCAUUGCGCACGCUCUGCGAAGGCGGUACACGCAGGGCGGGGCCUCGUAGCGUCUGUCCGUCGCGCUGACGUGAUGCAGCGUGGGGGCGGGACCAGCGCGCGCGGGAAGCGCAGGGCGGGUGGCGUUUACCGCCGCUUGUCAUGGCUCUCUCGGUGCCC
Fukomys damarensis (Damara mole-rat) is the source of this 2280-nucleotide messenger RNA. RefSeq names its product crystallin zeta like 1 (gene Cryzl1). The coding region runs from base 100 to 1149 and encodes 349 amino acids. The record is from RefSeq and is a predicted model, not a curated record. NCBI's taxonomy places the organism in Eukaryota, Metazoa, Chordata, Mammalia, Rodentia, Bathyergidae. Gene Ontology annotation, molecular function: oxidoreductase activity. The transcript is spliced from 13 exons.